AUGUCCAGGUUUUCCCCAACCGAACAUCAGAAUCACAACCAUGCUGAAGGUGAUGGUGCACACCACAACCGAGAGGCUUCUCUUGACAUCAGCACCAGAGAAGUUAGAGACGAUUCAUUAAAAUUGUCGUGUCCCACCAAAGCUUUGCGCUCACAGACUGCACGCAGCCAUAGGGCUCACUGUGACGAUGAAGUGAAUCAUUCACAACUGGAACCGAACCACGGCCUUUGCCAAAGUGAUCUUUCUUAUCAUGGCACAAGAAGCAGCACAGAAAGUAGACGUAAUGACCAUAGUAAAAACUGGUCAUUGUCGUUGAUGCCAAGAACAAGAGAAAACCAUGGAGACGGUUUGACAUGUGAUUCGAGGAGGGUCGCUAAUACCAGGGACCAAAUGAUAACAGAUUGUCAUGAUCAAAACUUGAAAGCUCGUGCGUCCACGGACAAUUCCAUGAAACGACAGAGAGAGCACUCGCAGUCUUCAGAAACAGGUACAUCCACGAAGGAAAGAGAUCCAACGUCUUCGUGUAAAUGGCAUUUAGAUGGUUUUGAUGUGAGCACUUCCAGUAGAGGAAAAACAUACGGAAAUCCCAAACACAAUAACUUUGAAGAAACAGAGUCGGUUGUGCGUCGGAAGAAUAGUGAAAAGUCUUCAAACAUGAGUGCUGACAGAAAACUAUGUCCUGCAACAGAGGAUGCAAAAGUUGGAAGGCUGCCCAUACAAGGGAACGAGCUAAAGUCUCACAGAGAAGAUAGCGUUUGUAGUGAACUAAUCUCCAUCAAAAGUACAAGCAUGCAAGAGUCACAUGAUAUGAAUGUUCUAGUUAAAGAUAUAUCCGAAACAGGAGCUGGGGUUUCCCGGCUGAAGCACGGCCACGAGACUGCAAACGUUUGCCACCCAGAUAAGAACUCACCCAUGUCAGAUAGUUGUCCUUCUGACUGCUCUGUAAGCGAAGUGCAUCUAAUAUCUCAGGCCGACGCCUACGCAGUUACUCCACAUGCCAGGAAGUACAAUGAUAUGGUGGCGGUUAACUCAAAAAGGGCGCCAGAAAUCCUGGUAAACUCUAACACCAAAAGUUAUUCUUCAUAUGCCAGGAUGAAUCAAGCGGAACACAAUCUGUAUUCUGACACUAAACAUAGAUCAGAACUGAAUGCUCCCAAAGAGAAGAUAGAAAAUAUUGCCGAGAAGGCAGCAAACCCGUCUGAAGGAGCACCUCCAAAAUACGAAUCUCGCCUUACCGAUCACAGCCAAUGCAGUGAUGCUACGCUGCCGACAGUCGCAGCCAAUGUUCCAAGAAAAAUGCAGCAGUUACACGAAGGCGGAGGUGGGGAACCUCCUAUAGCAAAACUAGGGAAUCAUUCACUGCCAUCGCGAGAGGCAGAAAAUGAAGAACACCUCACUGCUGCCUCGGCAGAUGUUCUUAAAGUAAAAUACGCCGUGUCUCAAGAUAGCAGACAACAGUAUGGCCACGCCGUUGAAAACAAGUGGAUAUUAGAUUAUGAAUGGCUUUCAGGUGAAUGUAUACCAGAAACAAAAGCGCUAGAAGCUACUUCUCAAAAAGAGCCCAAUUUAUGCACGGAUUCACAAUCAUACGUUGGAGGAGACGGUACAUCUGUAAUAGCAAGGAAGGGGACUCAGCCGACUAAAUCGCCAAGAAAGGGGCACAACUCUGAAGCCAAAGAUAGUGUUAAACUAGGAAAAGCAGUGGAUAUCACCGCUGACAGAAAAAGCAACUCGCAGGAAAGUGUGCAGUUUGAUGAGUCGGACACAGAGACACUGGAUUCCAAAUCACGCCGUCUCCUUAAUCAACUGCAGAUGGUGCAAAUCUGUAAAAGAAAAGCCAACGUUCUACUGAAACAUGUUCAGAGUAUUAUCGAUGGAUCACAUCCCCCUAGAGGAAAAACCAAACUGAACAAAUCACAAGGACCACAAGAAUCUUCUAAAAAGCCAGACCAGCCAGCUGAAGAAUUGCCCACUAACUCAUUUAAAUUUGAACAAAAACCUCGGCUGAAAUCCGAGAGUCCUGACCGCUUAUGUAGGAAACAGAACGGUAAACCGCCCGUUGCUAGGCCUGGUGUAGAUUCACUGGUCGCAGUCACAGGCGAACCACUACCUGUACAAACCCAUGUGGCUGGUAUACAAAGCAGCAAUCCUAAUGCAGGGUUUAAGAUACAGGAAACAUCGGUACAUGCAUGGACAGAUCACACAAAAGAAAUAAAGGAUAAAAAAACUGCACGCAUGAUAGGGAGAUCAGAAUCCUCACCCGAUUACCAAGGAGAAGAGAUGUAUGAAUACUACAAAAGUCAAUCCCCUGAUACAUUUAUUUGCGAGACAACAAAGCACCCAACAGUCUCACAUGCACACAUAAUACAACAUCGCCAACUGCCAGUUAAAGGAGAGAAAUACCUUGGUGCUUCCAAUGAGUCUGAGUUGAAAUCAGCUCAGCACUGUUACGGAGACAAGUCAACAGAGCAGAAGAAUCGCCAAGCUAGGGAGGCGAAUUCACGCAGGGAAUCCCCUGACAGAACGCAUCCUUCGUCUAAAUACGGACAAUGGAUGUCAGCAACUGCCAUGCAAGGAUCGGUAUCGCCAACGAUUUAUUAUGAAAAUGUUAGCAACACUUCUGAGUCUGUUGAUUCUUUCUCUGUGUACGAUGAAGUCGGUUCAACAAGAUAUCAAAACAGCAAGAAUUUCUUCGCGAAAGAUGAUAAAUGUUAUCUAUUGAUGCGAAAAAGAGGCCCACACACUUCCAAGCGCAGUCGUAGCGCUACUGCGCAUACCUCUAGGCGCCACAGUGGGCCACAUUAUCAUCCUAAAAUGAGUACUAAAGAUAAGCGACACGAAAUCAGCAGAUCAACAAUGAGACAAUCCCUAAAAGAAGCAAUAAAGAGUGCGAAACAAUCGAUAUCUGCUGCUGCAAAAGUAGCAGAAGCAUUGAGUUUCGUUGUAAAAGCCAGUACGGAUUCUUCAACUUCGCUUUCCUCAGAAGCAGCAGGCAAGCGUCCAGUGUGGAAAGAGAGGCAUUAUUCCAAAUCUCCAGCUCCGACAGGGGAUCUUGUAGACCAUAGGAAACUUUCUGAGACUGCUGGUUAUGCGGCAGCCCCGCUGCCCUUUAAGGGCGUGUCAGUAUGGCCAGAUGAAGAGGAACCGCUGUAUGCACGAUCGUUUCAAGAAAAUAUUGAACAGGUUACGUACAGGCGUGAACAGAAAAGGCUUCCGUCUUCACUUCCACAACGACUAAAGGCUGUAAACCAUGAAGCUAAAUCAUCAGCGGCUACUUUCAGUAGAAAUGGCCCUUCGCUAUUACAUCAUAAGCAUUUCAGUUGUGGUCAAAAUCUGCGUGACACUGAGACCAACCCAUCUGGGACACCACAGGCAGUUUCACAUGGUCAGGCGAUGCGAGCAGAUAGUAGUCCUUAUACCUGGGAUGGUGCAGGCGAUGUAACCAAAUACUUCACAUUUGAAGGCGCAAGGGUAACAGAUGGCCCUAUUCUUCAACCUGUCGCUGAAGAUUCGCCAGCGCUGAGUCCCACAACUACCGUUCAGAUCACCAUCUCGAAAUCGCCAGACCCGUCUCCAAAACCGAAUACGAACUACCCAUUUGAUCAACCGAUGCGCAGAAAGGAAAAUCCAAAGCAAGACACUCACCACUUGUUUGGCUACAAAAGUCUUGGCAGGCAGAAACCCUUGUCGGAAUACGAACAGUCUUCUGAGUUGACUUUGUCAAAGGAGAACUGGACAGCGUCUCGUUCGUGCAGUAGCUCUACACGUAAGACCAAUAGUUAUUUUAACGAGGUCACCCCGGUUGAGGAUCGGCUGCUGCGUGAUUACGCCUUAUCUACCAGGCAGGCCUUCCGACGUCAUACGAUGAAUGCGUUUGUAGAUGGAUCCGCGAACAACGUCAUGGGUGACACUGCCAAGCACAAUGCCAACGUUAACAGGUCCCCCGAGGGAAAAUCAUCCAUGCAGGAUUCAACUCAAAACGCAGAGCAGAUCAAAAUGGGCGAAAAAAGAAAGGCGUUAUCAAUAACAAACCCUCGCUUAGCGCUAAAUGGAAAUCGGCGAGCAGCUGAACAGCACCACCUCAGCAGCUUUAAUCAGGAAUGCGAUGAUUCGGAAGUAGUUCCGUGGCAUCAGCAAAACUGCCCCAUGAAAUCACUCCACUGCAUGUCUAAAAGACCAAAACACAGCAAAGCCAACCUUUGCUUGAGUCGAUCAUACAAACUAUCCAACAGAGUCACGUGCAGAGGAAAGGUGAGUUCCAGAAAUACAAGUCUAAACAAUGAGUUCAACGAGAAUACAGGUAAAACAGGAGAAUAUAAGUAUCUCAAUGACGCUAAAGGAAAAUCCCCUGGCAUCGGUAUCCCUGUUUGCUACUCGGAUCCAAGCUCACCUUGUGUAUUUAACCGCGAGUUUCAAGGGCUGUCUACAAGUAACUCCUGUGAACUAAGAACAAUACACGAAACCUGCAGUCAUAUUAGUCAGAGGAAAUCACGUCGGUGUUCCUCAUUAAACAGACAAUAUUCAAUGCGGGAGAUAUCACCCAGCAGAGCUUUCUCUCCUAGCCAUUAUCGCCCAGAAUUACCGGCUACAGCGGGCAGCAGAAACUCGUUUUUGGAAUACGAGUCAGAACACAGUCAGACGACAGUGUUUAUGGACAUGGAACCGACUUUUCUGGUACACAGUACGAAAAUAAAAGCCAUGCAGAUCCCUAAGACACGUGUCUUUCCUUUUCCGGGUACUAACUCCAACAGCAUUGAAUUUUCGGCCAUCUGCGACAAGGUCCUGCCUGCUGGUGAUGGCAAACAAGCUCCACAUAGCUGGGACAAGUUGCCAUAA
Candidula unifasciata is the source of this 4836-nucleotide messenger RNA. The record is from the annotation of a GenBank genome assembly. NCBI's taxonomy places the organism in Eukaryota, Metazoa, Mollusca, Gastropoda, Stylommatophora, Geomitridae.